This is a messenger RNA of Lactuca sativa (garden lettuce), 792 nucleotides long. RefSeq lists its product as uncharacterized. The record is from RefSeq and is a predicted model, not a curated record. Gene Ontology annotation, molecular function: protein dimerization activity. NCBI's taxonomy places the organism in Eukaryota, Viridiplantae, Streptophyta, Magnoliopsida, Asterales, Asteraceae.
AUGCAACUUUUUGACGUACGAGAAGCUUUACUUCAAGUUGGAGAAAAAGAUAAUGAUGUUGCAAUUGCAAGUGAAGCAACUUCACUAGCAGAAAAAGAACUUGGUGACUUUGAAUUUUUGGUAUUAACUGUUAUCUGGCAUGAAGUGCUAAACCAUGUGAAUAUUGUGAGUAAAAAGUUACAGUCAAAGGAUAUGCAUCUUGAUAAUGCUAUUACAGAAAUAAACAAAUUGAUUGGGUACUUCAAGGAUUAUAGAGAAACUGAUUUUUUAAAAGUGAUUGAUGAAGUUAAGGACAUUGCUAUUGAAAUGGGUAUUGAUCCAAUAUUUCCACAAAAGCGUUUGAUUGAAAGGAAAAAAAAGCUAUUUCUUCUCUUGAGACAAGAUUUGAACAAUUCAAAGAGUAUGACAAAGUAUUUGUUUGAAGAAAGAUUGGAUAUUGAUGCCAAUGAACUUUAUACAGAGUUAAAAUUAUUUGAGACAUUGGAAACCAAUGAAUUUAGCAACCCUAUAGAUGUUUUGAAGUUUUUGAAAGAACUUGAUUAUUUCCCAAAUGCAAGCAUUGCAUAUAGAAUAUUAUUGACAAUUCCAGUAAUGGAGGCAUCUGCAGAAAGAAGUUUUUGUAAGUUGAAGUUAUUGAAGUCUUACAUACGCUCCACAAUGUCUCAAGAAAGAUUUAGUGGUUUGGCGAUGAUAUCUAUGGAGAAUGAAAUCUUAGAGAGUAUAGACUACGAAGAGUUGUCCAACCAAUUUUCUAUCAAGAACGCGAUGAGAGCUUCACGGAUCGUCGGUUAA